Messenger RNA from Cydia amplana, 1810 nucleotides. RefSeq lists its product as uncharacterized. The coding region runs from base 818 to 1810 and encodes 330 amino acids. The transcript is spliced from 2 exons. The record is from RefSeq and is a predicted model, not a curated record. Gene Ontology annotation, molecular function: aspartic-type endopeptidase activity. Lineage: Eukaryota; Metazoa; Arthropoda; Insecta; Lepidoptera; Tortricidae. Gene Ontology annotation, biological process: proteolysis.
AUACCGGCGCGGGCGCGUCGGGCGCGGGCACGGCGCCGCCGCCUCGGGCGACCGAUGAUUUUGCUGAUGCACAAGUUGGCGCGCCGGUGGCCGUUAACCGCGUGGCAAUACGUUUGCCGCCAUUUUGGCCGGACGAUCCCGAAGUCUGGUUUGGACAAGCAGAGGCGCAGUUCCACGUGUCAGGUAUUAAGGACGACGCCACGAAAUUUUAUUGCGUCGUUGCUCAACUCGAUCACAGGUAUGCCAAAGAGAUUAAAGGUAUUAUUAAGAAUCCCCCAGCUACUGAUAAAUACCCAAAGUUAAAGGCUGAAUUAACUAAGUACCUGUGUGUUUCCCGUCAGCAACAGAUUACCCAGGUGCUUUCUAACGAGGAGCUGGGGGACCGCAAGCCCUCGCAAUUUCUGCACCAUUUACAACAUCUGGCUGACGGCGGAAUGAACGACGAGUUUAUGAAAAGUAUGUGGAUGAAAAGGUUACCGACGCAUGUUCAACCUAUUUUAAUUUCGCAGGCCUCAGCCAGUUUGGAGGAGCUAGCGGAUCUCGCCGACAGAAUUUGCGAGGCCACGUCACCGUCGCCGCCAUUACACGUGGCGGCCGCGACGUCCGAUUUCGGCGGGUUAUUGAAACGCAUCGACGACCUGACACGUGCACAGUCCGAGAUGAUUAAGCAAAUUGCGCAAAUGUCCAUGCAUCAAGGCCGAGGGCGCUCAACAUCUCGUCGAGGAGGCAACGCGAGAUCGAGGAGCAGGGGUCGGAGCCGAAGUAGAACUGCAGGUACGUGUUGGUAUCAUUCUAUUUUUGGUGAAAAAGCGAAGAAAUGCACUACCCCCUGCAACUACUCGUCGGGAAAUGCAAGCGGCUCUCAGUAAACGCGGCGACUGAUUGCCGCGCCACAAGCCGCCUCUUCAUAACCGACAAAAGGUCUAAAUUGCAGUUCCUUAUUGAUACCGGUUCCGACCUCUGCGUGGUACCACGUGGGAAUUGGCCCGAUGGCAAACCGACUGAGUACAGCCUCACCGCUGCCAACGGCACUCCUAUCCAGACAUAUGGGACCGUCACACUGCACCUUGACCUGGGCCUACGGCGAGACUUCGUGUGGAACUUCGUGGUAGCUAACGUUGGCAAGCCGAUCAUCGGAGCAGAUCUCCUCGCACACUAUGGGUUGCUCGUGGACUGUCAGGACGGUAGAUUGAUAGACAAGCUAACCACUCUCUCCACAGCAGCGAUACGGAUGAAAUGCGACAUCUCCAGCAUCAAGACGAUUUCCGGUGACAGCGAGUACCACGCCCUGCUUUCAAAGUACUCGCAACUUACCAAACCGUCAGGCAUCACACGUCAAGUGAAGCAUAACACCGUUCAUUUUAUCCGUACCUCACCAGGGCCUCCAGUAUUUGCCAGACCACGCCGCCUGGCUCCCGAUAGGCUGAAGGUGGCUAAAGAGCAGUUCGAGGAGAUGGUUAGAGACGGCACCGCUCGUCGCUCCGAUUCACCUUGGGCUUCUGCGCUUCACCUCGCUCCAAAACAGGACGGCUGGAGACCUUGCGGGGACUACCGCGCGCUUAACGCGCGAACAAUUCCGGACAGAAGCCACAGCGAGCACCUGGAGCACCUGGAGCAGGUUUUCAAACGCCUGGCGGAGUAUGGCCUGCUCAUCAACGAGAGGAAAUGCGUGUUUGGUCAGCGCGAGGUAACCUUCCUGGGUUUUCACAUAUCGGAGCAAGGUACGCGCCCUCUGGAUACCAGGAUCGAGGUCAUUCGAGAUUUCCCUCCUCCGAAGACUGUAAGCGGCCUACGCAACCAUAUAGAUUAG